CUAAGAGGCAGCUCCGGCUGAGAAGAUACUCACUCCCCUUGGCUCUGCUAUCCUGCUCGCAUCUGACUCCUCCCUCCUGCAGCUCCGAACAGCGCAGGGUGAAUCCAACAGCCUCUCAUUUCUACUAUGUUUCUCCCUGAGCUACUAGAGCUUGAACAUACCUGAUAUUCUGCCUUCGAUUCAGCUGAACUCGUGAGUAAGGGUGAAUGGCAUGUUAUUACCUGAGGAGCCCAAAUUAACCAUCUCCCAGGACUGAAAGGAUUAUGAAGAACUGCAUUUUUUUCAGCACCUUUAGUACUUCAUUGUUGCCUGAUUUUUCAUGAGCAUGAAUUGUUCUGGUUAUCAAGGGUGCUUUCACCUGAAUAUUUCUUCCUCAGAUACCACAAAAGAGAGUCUAGGAAAACAAAGAAACUUACGAUAUGGAGCUGACAGUUCUGGAUUCAGAUAGUGUAAACUUGCAGAGUCAGUGAGAAGGCAAAGAAAAAAAAUUGCCAAGGACAAUGUCGGUAACGCCUAGUAAUUUGUCACUCAAUGGGACAAGCUUCUUCACUGAAAAUCACAGCGUUAUGGAUGAGCCUAGUGAGGAGAGAACUUUGAAUGUCUUUCUAUUCUGCUUGACUGUCAUCAUUGCAUUCACAGCACUUCUGGGCAGCAUUUAUUCACUGGCUUCCCUGCUGAAAAUGCAGAACAAAACCACCGUUUCCAUGAUUGUCACCUCUUUGUCAAUAGAUGAUUUGAUCAGCAUUGUGCCAGUGAUUAUUUUCAUGCUCACCCAGUGGUCAAGCGAUGUCCUCCCCCAGCCUCUGUGCACCACCUCAGCACUUAUAUAUUUAUUCCAGGGCAUUUCUAGCAACCUGAAAGGGUCUCUUAUAGUUUCUUACAACUUCUACACCAUCAGCAAAACUGAGACAAUGAGCUGCAGCACUUCCAAGCGACGAGUGAGCAUGGUAUGGGCCAUUCUCACCAUCUGGAUUGUCAGCUUGCUGAUCUGCAUUUUGCCUCUCUGUGGUUGGGGCAGGUACAUCCCCACCUCCUGGGGCUGCUUCACUGACUGUGCCAGUUCCUACAUCUUGUUUUUAUUUAUUGUCUACUCGCUGUGCUUUUGCCUCCUCACAGUGCUCUCUGUUCCACUAACUUACCAGCUGUUGUGCUCGGAUGAGCAGCAGCUAUUACACAUUGAUUACCAGGAAAUCUCUCGAGGCCACACCACCCCUGGGACACCUGCGGGCUGCAGUGCUGCUACCCCGUCUCUGUCACCGCUGGACCCUGUGGAUAAAACCCUGAAGCAUUUCCAGAGCUCAUGUCCAAGCUCGGAGGCAGUUUUGAGGACAGGUGUGGCUGAGAGCGGUGCCCUCGAGCCGCCUUGCACCAACAGCACACAGAGCAGGAGCUUCACCGUGGCCUUCGCCCAGAAACGCUUCUCGCUGAUUCUUGCGCUGACAAAAGUCAUUCUGUGGCUUCCAAUGAUGAUACAAAUGGUUGUCCAGCACAUCACUGGUUUUCAGAGCCUUUCGUUUGAGACUCUUAGCUUCCUGUUGACUUUGCUGGCUGCCACAGUCACCCCAGUAUUUGUCCUGUCAGAACACUGGAUCCACCUGCCCUGUGGCUGCAUCAUUAAUUGCAGGAGGAAUUCGUAUGCGGUGUCUUCAGAAGAACUCAAAACCAAACGUAGGGGGUUCGAAUUCAGCCUGUCAUUCCAGCAAGGUUAUGGAAUCUACAGAAUAUCCCACGAAAACCACCACCAGCAGCAGCAGCAUGGUGAUGGUAAAUCUCCAUCCUACCACAACCUGGUGAGCUACGACUGCGGUGACUCGAAGGAAGCUGGGAGCGGCAGCGGCGAAGCCCCGCACUGCGGGUUCAGCACCACGGCCCCGGCGGACAGCUCCCGGGGGGGCCCUGCGGCCGGGCGGGGGCCGGGCCAGGAGAGCAGCACCCACCGCCUCCUGCCUGGCAAACUGGGAGCCCUGGGAAGAGAGGAGCUCGGAAAUUUUGAUACGGUGACUUGUUUUGAAGGACCAGAAAGGAGGUUGUCUCAUGAGGAAGGCCAGAAACCUGAACUCACAGACUGGGAGUGGUGCAGGAGUAAGUCAGAGCGGACCCCUCGGCAG
Molecule: messenger RNA, 2108 nt
Organism: Antrostomus carolinensis (chuck-will's-widow)
Lineage: Eukaryota; Metazoa; Chordata; Aves; Caprimulgiformes; Caprimulgidae
Gene: GPR149
Product: G protein-coupled receptor 149
Exons: 3
Biological process (GO): neuropeptide signaling pathway
Cellular component (GO): neuron projection; plasma membrane
Molecular function (GO): G protein-coupled receptor activity; neuropeptide binding
Source: RefSeq, a predicted model, not a curated record